Lepus europaeus (European hare) is the source of this 1086-nucleotide messenger RNA. RefSeq names its product UDP-glucuronosyltransferase 1A10-like. The transcript has 2 exons. The coding region runs from base 199 to 1086 and encodes 295 amino acids. The record is from RefSeq and is a predicted model, not a curated record. Gene Ontology annotation, molecular function: UDP-glycosyltransferase activity. Lineage: Eukaryota; Metazoa; Chordata; Mammalia; Lagomorpha; Leporidae.
CACAUAUUAAGAACGCCUCUCCUUGACUGUCAUGUGAUUCAUAAAUAAAUCAUUGUUUUAACCUGGAGGAAAUUUUGUUUUAACCUGGAGGAAAAUUUGCCCUUUCCUGGGGCAGGUUUUGUGCCGGUAUUUCUUCUGCCUACUGUAGUAUUGAGCUUGGACUCCUUGCAGGUGCGUUGCUUUGAGCUGCGGUUACCGAUGGCUCCUGCAGUUGUGAGCGGCCUCCUUCCUUUCUGUGUGUAUCUGCUGCUGACUUCAGGUGCUGGCGAGGCAGGCAAGCUGCUGGUGGUUCCCCUGGGUGGGAGCCACUGGUUGACCAUGCGCUCAGUUGUGGAAAAACUCAUCCAGAGAGGGCACGAGGUGGUCGUAGUCAUGCCAGAGGUGAGAUGGCAACUGACACAAUCUCUGAAUUGUACAGUGAAGACCUACGUGACAUCUUACACUCUGAAGGACUUGAACCGUGAGUUCAUGGUUUUUGCCAAAACUCAAUGGAAAAUUCGGGAGAAUAAUUUAUUUUAUUUAGUAAUGGGUUCAUCCAGAGGAAUUUAUGAAAUGAUGUUUUCACAUUGUAGGAGCUUAUUUAACGACAAAAAAUUAGUGGAAUACAUAAAGCAGAAUUCAUUUGAUGCCGUGUUCCUGGACCCUUUUGAUAUGUGCGGCUUAAUUGUUGCCAAAUACUUUUCACUGCCCUCCGUGGUCUUCGCCAGGGGAGUAUUUUGCCAUUGUCUUGAGGAAGCUACGCAGUGCCCCUAUCCUCUCUCUUACGUGCCCAGAAGUUGGUUGGCAUUCUCAGAUGUCAUGAGCUUCAAGGAGAGAGUUUGGAACCAUCUCAUCCACUUGGAGGAGCGCUUAAUAUGCUCCUAUUUUUUAAAAAAUGCCUUAGAAAUUGCUUCUGAAGUUCUCGAAACGCAUGUCACACCCUAUGAUCUCUUCAGCCACACAUCAAUUUGGUUGUUACGAACUGACUUUGUUUUGGGAUAUCCCACGCCUGUGAUGCCCAACAUGUUCUACGUUGGUGGCAUCAACUGCCAGCAGGGGAAACCUUUGUCGAAGGGUGUAUUAGCAAAUUUUAUCCUGCUGCUCUAG